AUGGGAAUAAUAAUAUCAUAUGAAAGAUUAUCUGGAGAUGGAGAUUAUAAAAAUGAUGAAAAGAUUAUAUGUAAAAGUAAUUCAGUGCCAAAUUUUGAUUGGUUUGAUGGUGAUAAGUUUCCAACAAAGAUCGAAGAAGGUUAUCGAUUACAUGCACGACAUUUUGCACUUAAACAUGUAUGUCAUGGUAAUUUCACAGCGCCGCUUAAAGAAACUAUAAUAAAAGGAUCCAAAAUUUUGUUUUCGCAUAAGGAUGUAGGAUGCGGCUCAGGACAAUGGUCAAUAGAGAUUGCCCAAAUGUUUCCUGAUGCUGAAGUCUAUGGUAUUGACAUAUCUCCAAAUUUACCUUUCAUCGCACCAUAUAAUUGUACUUUUGUACACGGAAACAUUCUCUCAGGAUUUGAAAACAUAAGCAAAACUUAUUGGUCAAUACCUCUUGGAAGAUGGGGUGGAAGAAUUGGAGAAAUUAAUGCAGCAAAUUUAAAACAAGCGUAUUUAACAAUUCAACCUUGGUUAGCGCCUUUUACUGAAUUAACAGAGGACGAAUAUAAUCGUACAAUAAAACAAAUUGUUGAUAAAGAGUUGGACGAAUAUCAUUCAUACACAAAUCAUCAUAUUAUUUUGGUAAAGAAAUCUAUUUCGGGUCAUUGGUUCUCUUGA
This is a messenger RNA of Dentiscutata erythropus, 660 nucleotides long. Lineage: Eukaryota; Fungi; Glomeromycota; Glomeromycetes; Diversisporales; Gigasporaceae. The record is from the annotation of a GenBank genome assembly.